GAUCGAGAACGUCCGCCAUUUUUUUAAUUUAUCUAGGUCAACUAAGAACCAAUCAGUAAUAUGAUUGAAGCGUAAUUUUUAGGAGCGAAAUACAAAAAUAUUUUCUCCGUGUAAAUGUUUGAUUUUGAGCGUAAUUUCACACUGCAUCCACUUCGGUGUAUCAAAGAAGAAAUAAAUGAGAAAAUGUCUCACAGACACAGUCAGUCAGAUCAUAAACACUCAAAAGACCACAGGAAACAUCACAAGCAUAAGAAACACAAACAUCGAUACAGCGAGGAAGAAAGUGACAAAUAUGGAAAAAAAUCAAAAGAUAGAAAGCAUCAUGAAGGUGAAGACAAUCAUGCUUCUAAACACUCAUCAAGAUCAUUCCCUGAGCAUAGCUCUAGAAACAGUAGACCAUCUUCAUAUGAUGAGUCUCCUUCACUAGGGAUAAGAGAUGAUCCAUAUGCUAAUCACAAUAAGGCCAAACAUAUAGACUACAAUGAAGAGCAUUAUGAUCAUAUGGGAAAUCCCAUUAUGACAAGACCUAAGGAUACUGAUGAUAAAUAUGUUAACUCUAAUAGGCUCAAAAUUGAUAGUGAUACAACAAAAAGUGAAUCUAAUGAGAUUGAUGUUGAUUUCAUGUGGGCACACCAUAGACAAGACCUAAAUCAAAUAUUUUUCCGAAAUGAAAAAUUCAUUCGCCGGGGAUCAUCAAGGUACCAUGACCUCUGGAGUUUUGUUACUAAAUAUCAGACUGUUCAGAGGAAGAAGGUACAUGGUGGACAAAAACCAAAAUUUCCUCCUAAUGACCCAGAUAUUGAUGAGAAGAAACUGGAUAUAAAGAUCUCUGAAGUCAAGCUAGAUCUGGAAUACUAUAUUAAGAAUGCUAAGGAUGACCCAAAAGGAAAAAUGAAAGGAGAACUUACAAAGCAGAGAUUGAGGGAAUUCUGGAGAAUCAUAUUGCUGUUUUUUGACUUUGAACAAAAACAAGAGGCAAGCAGAAUAUCAAAGAUCAAGAAAGACAAGGAGAACCUCCCUAUAUUCCAAUACAGACAGAAGAUUAUUGAUGCAGUAAAAGAGACUCAACUUAUUCUGGUUGCUGGCGAUACAGGAUGUGGAAAAUCAACACAGGUGCCCCAAUAUCUGAUGGAAGCGGGGUAUGAGAAAGUGGCAUGUACCCAACCACGAAGAAUUGCAUGCAUCUCUCUAGCCAAGAGAGUUGGUUAUGAAACACUCAAUGCCUAUGGGGAUAAAGUUGGAUAUCAGGUGAGGUUUGAAAAAAGCAAGACAGCUGCAACAAGAAUACUGUUCCUCACAGAAGGUCUCCUACUUAGACAACUACAGACAGACGCAACACUGGAUGCCUACAAAGUGAUCAUUAUAGAUGAGGUCCAUGAGAGACACAUCCACACAGACUACCUCCUAGGAGUCAUACGUGCACUGCUCCUACAGAGGGAUGACUUGAAGGUGGUUCUCAUGUCUGCCACCAUCAACAUAAGCUUGUUCAGCAACUACUUUGAUGAUGCUCCAGUUAUAAAGGUACCUGGUAGAUUGUUCCCUAUCCAGUUAGAGUACCACCCUGUGACAGCAGAGGACACAUCGGAGACAUCCAGACUUGACCCUAGUCCCUAUCUACGGAUCAUGCAAGCAAUAGAGAAAAAGUACCCUGUAACAGAGAGAGGAGACCUGUUGAUAUUCCUAAGUGGUAUGUCAGACAUUAAAGCAGUUAGUGAAGCUGCCAGGGAAUUGGCCACUAAAACCAAACACUGGAUUGUUCUACAGUUACACAGUGCUUUGUCCAUUCAGGAACAAGAUAGGGUAUUUGACAUUGCCCCUGAGGGAGUGAGAAAAUGUAUUGUCUCAACAAACAUUGCAGAAACAUCUGUGACAAUAGAUGGCGUAAGAUUCAUUGUUGAUUCUGGGAAGGUUAAAGAAAUGAGUUAUGAUGCAAAGUACAAAAUGCAGAAAUUAAAAGAAUUCUGGAUAAGUAGGGCUAGCGCUGAACAAAGAAAAGGUCGUGCAGGCAGGACAGGUCCAGGGGUGUGUUACCGAUUGUAUUCUGAGGCGGAUUACAAUGAAUUGCAGGCUUAUUCUACCCCUGAGAUACAACGCGUCCCCCUGGAAGGCCUCAUUCUGCAGAUGGCCAACAUGGGGCUCCCCGAUGCAAGAAAAUUCCCAUUCAUAGAGAAGCCAGACAUAUCCAACAUAGAGACAUCUAUCAUAGUCCUACAGGAACAGGGGGCUUUGACAGAGGAAGAAGUGCUGACACCUAUAGGCAAGAUGCUCGCUCAACUACCAGUAGAUGUUGUCAUUGGUAAGAUGCUAAUCAUGGGAUCCAUAUUUCACAUGAUGGACCCUGUAUUAAGUGUAGCAGCUGCCCUAAGUGUACAGUCACCACUAACAAGUAACUCAUACUAUGAUUACGACUGCAAGAAUAAUAUGAAGAACAUAGAGUCUGACCAUGGAGAUCCCUUUACACUUCUCAGUGCAUUUGAUGAGUGGAUACAGGUGAAGGCUGAGGGAAGGGGAACGAAGAAGUGGUGUAAAAGGAGAGGAUUAGAGGAGCAAAGAUUCUAUGAAAUGACAAAGCUGAAGCAACAGUUCAAGGAAUUACUGAGGGAUCACAACCUACUUCCUAGUAAAAACCAAGAUGUUGACACAGCAACAAGGUACCUGACUGCAGAUGAGAGGAAGAAACAACAUGCUCAAAGGAAACAACUAGGACAGCUUAAGAGAGAACAAAAACAGUCACAGAGAAAGCGAAAAGUGCUCAAGUUAAAUGAUGAUGACUUCCACAUUAUUAGUGAUGAAGAAGAUGAUGGUACCAACCCUGACUUGAGAGAUCUUGAGUUCAGACUCACCAACAACAUUGAUGCAAUGCAAGAGACAUCAAAUGAGUCACGUAAUUUCACCCUAAGGGAGAUUAACAUGCUGAAGAUAAUACUCUGCAGUGGUCUGUACCCUCAGGUUGCCAUAGCAGAUGAGCAUAACACGUCAAAAAUAGAUUCAGAACAAAUGUUCCAUACAAAGCACAAGUCUUUCCUAUACCUACAGCCCAAUGCUGUGUUGGCCCAUCACCCUGAAGUCCUACAGCUCAGUGACAAAGACAUAGUUGCUGAUACAAACAAUGCGAGUAGUGUAGGCUCACAGCACCCUAUGAGCAACAAACAUCAGUUGCUAGCAUAUGUGACCUUGUUGGAGACCACAAAACCUUACCUUGUGAACACUAUGAGGGUGCCUGCCCUACAGACUCUGCUGCUGUAUGCCAGUGCAAUAGACACCAAUACAGACUGCACAAGGAUUGUAGUUGACUCUUGGUUGGAGCUAAAGUUUCAAGAAACAGAUGAAGCUGAGAAAAUUAUAGCUAGUGUAAUACAACUACGUCAUACGUGGCAGCAGUUGUUACAGGCAAGGCUUGAAGAUAAAUUUGGUGCACCUCACUCAAGUGAUGGGGAACAUAAGGCAACCCAGAAAAGUCGUAAACUUGAGAAACUUCUUGCAUCUAAACUGGCAGAAUAUCUGGAAAGUGAUGUGGUUUAUUCCAUUAGACGAGUUCUUACUGCAGAGACCAACCAUCUUUAUGUAGGACCAAAUUACGAAGAGGAGCCAGUCCUUAAAGAGAUCUUCAAAGCUUCAAGUACAGAACCCAACACUGUUAAAGGUGGUGUCAGAGUAAAUGACUACUUAACAUAUAACUGUCUCCAGGCAGACAGUACAGCAAGUGUCUGGGGGGAGUAUACUAGUCAUAUGCAGAAGCACUGGACAUGUCCCCAUUGUAAUGAGCCAAUGAUAGUCACAGUGCUAGACCGCCUACAGCAUGAAGCAACCUGUCAGGCCAAUAAGGAAAAACAGCAGGAACUAAUCUCUUCUAAGGGGUCUUCAACAGAUGUGGGAUCAACGAGCCAAUCAGGAAUGAGCAACCCAUUAAAAAAGGAAUAUCACUGCCCUCUAUGUUCUAAAGACUUCAACUUUACAAACACAGAGAUUUUGAAGCAUAGAAAAACAUGCAGAAAUGACAAUUGAAAAGUCACAUGUUUAUGGAGUGAAUGAGCACUAAGCAACAUUAAUCUUGGAGAAAAAAAUUAAUUAUUUUUCUAGAAAAAUGAAGACAUCUUAUUUUGUUUCCUAUACAAAAUAAAAAGAUAUGGUUU
This is a messenger RNA of Owenia fusiformis, 4133 nucleotides long. The record is from the annotation of a GenBank genome assembly. NCBI's taxonomy places the organism in Eukaryota, Metazoa, Annelida, Polychaeta, Sabellida, Oweniidae.